UCCCCGCCCUGGGCGGCCGCUGCCUGGCGCAGGUGGGCGUGUAGGGCAGGGCUGCAGAGGCUGAGGGUCUGAGCGGCCUGCCCCUGCGGUGGUGAUCUGCCCUCCGGAUCUGCGUCGCCGAGAGACGCCAUGGAGAGCAGGUGCUACGGCUGUGCUGUCAAGUUCACCCUCUUCAAGAAGGAGUACGGCUGUAAGAACUGUGGCCGGGCCUUCUGUAAUGGUUGUCUUAGCUUCAGUGCUCUGGUACCUCGGGCCGGCAACACUCAACAGAAAGUCUGCAAGCAAUGCCACACGGUUCUGACCAGAGGACCUUCUGACAAUACCUCCAAGUGGUCGCCGCCUCAGAACUACAAGAAGCGUGUGGCAGCCCUGGAAGCCAAGAAAAAGCCCAGUACUUUCCAGAGCCAAGACCAAGCCAUCGCUGAUCGCCUAGCACGGCUCCGUCAGGAAAAUAAGCCCAAGUCAGUACCCUCGCAAGCAGAGAUAGAGGCACGGCUGGCUGCACUGAAGGAUGAAGUCCAGGGUUCCAUCCCUUCCACACAGGAGAUGGAGAAUCGGCUUGCAGCCUUACAGGGCAGAGCACCACCUUCUCACGUGAGACCGGCACACCAGGCACCAGAUACCAGGACCCAGGCUCAGCAGACGCAGGAUCUGCUCACACAGCUGACAGCUGAGGUGGCUAUUGAUGACAACUGGGAACGAAGAGGCCCAGUGACCCCCCUCCAGAAUGACCUCAACAAGGGAGGUACAAGGAAGGAGCACACAAAUUCCCCAGGUCAGGCCAGCUCAUCCCUGGAGGAGGAGAAGAGCAGGCUGCUGGCUGAGGCAGCAGUUGAGCUACGGGAGGAGAACACCAGGCAGGAACAGAUCCUGGCUCUGGCCAAAAGAUUGGCUGUACUUCAGGGACAGGACCCCAGCAAAGUGAGCCUCCAGGACUAUCGCCUACCAGACAGUGAUGAGGAGGAGGAUGAAGAGACAGUCAUCCAGAGACUCCUGCAGCAGCUCACUGAAGAAGCUGCCCUGGAUGAGGCAAGUGGCUUUAACAUCCCUGUGGAACCAACUCCCCGAACCCAGGCCCAACCCCGCAGGGCCAAGACUGAGCCCCAGGCCGAGGAGGAAGAGGAGGAGCUCCCCUGGUGCUGCAUCUGCAAUGAGGACGCCACCCUGCGCUGUGCUGGCUGCGAUGGAGACCUCUACUGUGCCCGGUGCUUCCGGGAAGGUCACGAUAACUUUGAUCUUAAAGAGCAUCAGACUUCUGCAUACCGCCCCCGAACUCCUGGCCGAGAACACUAAGAAAACCCCGAUGACCUCCUGAGGUGGCAGUGCCACGGGCAGCCAGCAGGCUGGGACGGCCACCUGGGCCUGGUCUCGGGCCAGCCAGUGGGAUAGCAGAUGCAACUCUACUGAUGGCAAACACACUGUGUUUUGAGCUUCACAGUCCCUGUAAGGAAGAAAGAGUCCAUUGAAGAGAAUGAGUCUUAGAGGAGCCAGAGGAAAGGAGGAGUAAGGGUCCUCAAAAGCCUGACCUGAAACCGAGAGGUGGAUGGGGAAGACCACACUGAAUCUAAGGAUGAGCCCUGAAACCUGGUUCCAGGGCCCAGCCCUGGCCUGUAGUGAAUCUAAUAAAAUAUGUUAUUGGGUCA
This is a messenger RNA of Alexandromys fortis (reed vole), 1643 nucleotides long. It is a transcript of the gene Zfyve19, whose product is annotated as zinc finger FYVE-type containing 19. NCBI's taxonomy places the organism in Eukaryota, Metazoa, Chordata, Mammalia, Rodentia, Cricetidae. Gene Ontology annotation, cellular component: centrosome; midbody; cleavage furrow. The record is from RefSeq and is a predicted model, not a curated record. Gene Ontology annotation, biological process: mitotic cytokinesis checkpoint signaling; abscission. Bases 130 to 1293 code for a protein of 387 amino acids. Gene Ontology annotation, molecular function: metal ion binding; phosphatidylinositol-3-phosphate binding. The transcript has 11 exons.